AUGGCAAGAAAUCCUCUAAAAGCUCCCCCUUCUAAACAUGACUAUCGCAAGAAAGUCCUCUCAAUGGUUGUUCAACAAUCCCUCCCGUUCAAGUUUGUUGAAUCUCCAUCAUUCAAGGAUUUGAUGGAGUUUUGCAAGAGUUAUCCUAACUUAAUUGAAGAUCUAUCUAGAUCUACCAUUAAACGGUUAAGCCAAAGUGAAGCAGAAGAAGUCCAGAAACAACUUAUUAAGAGGCUUCCAUCUACUGCGAAGGUAUCUCUUAGCUUAGAUUGUUGGACGUCGCCCUUUAAACAAGCGUUUUUAGCAGUCACAUGCUACUUUAUUGAUAAGGACUGGGAGUAUCAAGAGGUCCUGCUAGGCUUCGAACCAUUACAUGGAGCACAUUCUGGACAACACUUAGCCUCUAUAGUGCUUAAGGUACUUGAGCAACAUGAGCUUGAGCAACGAGUGUUAACCAUUACUACUGAUAAUGCGUCAAACAAUAGCACCUUAGUGUUCUAUCUUUCAAGAGAUAUCCGAGGAAUUGUGGAAGGAGAUCUAGAAGACAGUGAUGCAGAUUCUUCCGAGGACGAGGCAAAUCAUCUAAGGAAGACAGAUACAGCACAGCUACAACACCUUCAAAAGCAAAUGAAGGAGACAACAGAUAUACUGGCAGAAAAGUUACCCCAAGUCCCAAUCAUUCGUGUUCCUUGUAUUUAUCAUGUUAUACAGCUUUCUCUUGGUGAACUCAUGAAGGAAAUGAAAGCUACCCCGAAAAACGACACACUUCUAUCUCAAUGGAAAAAGGAGGAUACAGAGGAAGCUCUCAAGAAGAGAGUGGUUGGAAAGAUUUCAACUACCUUGUAUAAGAUUCGAGCCCUUACCCAGUUCAUUAAUGCCAGUCCUCAACGCCGCGAAGCCUUUCUAUCUUUACAAUCUGAAUCUUCCCAAACCAACCGAGCUCUGGUUCCUAUACAAGAUGUUCGAACACGGUGGAACUCGACAUACCAAAUGCUCCAACGUGCAAAGAGGCUUCAGAAAUUCCUAAACCGAUAUUGUUCUGAAUGCUCAGACACGGACAAGAAAAUCAAGAGGCAGCUUACACUAUUGGCACUUUGCGACGAUGAGUGGGAGCAAGUGGAAUACUUACUUGAGAUCACGGAACCCUUCUUUGAUUUUACUCGCCAUCUCUCUCAGACAAAGAAAGUGACCACCCACUUCGUCUUUCCAUUAUACAAUCAGAUGUUUCAGCACCUAGAAACCCAGAUUGAACGACUUAAGCGGCGACCUCUAAAGCUUGGACAAAAGGAAAUACUUCAGUCUCUUCAUGCAGCACACAAGAAACUCGCAGAGUACUAUGGCCAGGUGAAGAAUGAGACAUUAGGAAAGAUCUAUUCUACUGCGACUAUACUUGCGCCAGAUUUUGGACUCAAAGUAUUUGAUGGAGAUUCCUGGGAACAAGAAAAGGAAUAUCUUGGUGAAACCACAGAUCAAAGUCAGAAUUACAAGAGGAUAUAUCGGGAGAGUCUAGAGAGGCAGCUAGUACGGUAUCAAUCUCAGAAUCCAGCCAACCUGCUAAGCCAAACGGAGGCUACAUCAAGAAAGAGAAAGCGAACUAAAAAAAAGGAUCCCUUUGCGCUAACUCGGGACACCUCUUCACCAUCAGAAGAUGAACUUACAAGGUAUUUACACUUUCGGACUUCAGAUACGACGACAAAGACACUUCGCUUCUGGAAGGAUAACGCUAGACAAUUUCCAACACUUGCUCAAAUCGCCCGGGACUAUUUUGCUGUUCCUGCUAGCGGAGCAGGUGUAGAACGGCUGUUCAACACAGCGCGUGAUAUCUGUCAUUAUCGCCGUGGUCGUUUACAAGCAGAGACUAUUAAAGACUUGAUGAUACUACGGUUCACAGAACAAAAUUCGGGGAAAGGUAUAGUUCUACAUGAAUUAGAUUAUGAUAGCGAGGAAGCUGAGGAAGAUGUUGAAGAUGGUGAUAUUACUACAGAUGAUGAAUCGUGA
Messenger RNA from Penicillium taxi, 1998 nucleotides. RefSeq lists its product as uncharacterized. Gene Ontology annotation, molecular function: protein dimerization activity. The record is from RefSeq and is a predicted model, not a curated record. NCBI's taxonomy places the organism in Eukaryota, Fungi, Ascomycota, Eurotiomycetes, Eurotiales, Aspergillaceae. The transcript has 5 exons. The coding region runs from base 1 to 1998 and encodes 665 amino acids.